AUGGGAAAUAAGGGAGGAAGAGGCAGGAGGGGUGCUGACCCGAAAACAAGCUGUCAGAAGCAGAGGCAAAUGACAAUGAACGAAAAGGCCAGUCAAUUGUACGUCAAGAAACUUGCAGAUUGUAAAAUAUCGAGACUGAAGGAUGGAAAUGAGACAGCAGCCGAAAUUCUUAUUACCGAGAUUAAAGAGGCCGUUCAGAGCGAGCUGGUGAGUCAAGUGUCGGACGCCGAGCCUUAUUGCGUGGACGACCUCGCGCAGACCAUCAAGAGUCACAGCAAAAAUGCCACGACGCAAACCAUGUACCACGAUUGGGCGGGCUAUUCGGGAGUUCAAGAUUUCGGUAAUAGCAGACAGGAUAGCAAUAAUAUGUAUGCUGAUUAUCACGUCGAAGACGUAGAGAUGAUGGUAGAGCCUUACGAAAAGGUUCAGGAUUUGGAAAUGGUCGAAGACAAUAAUUUUAACAUCUUCAAUUUUCAUCAUUUAUGUUGGCAUCCUACGUGGACAGGUUAUUGCGCAGUAUCCGUUUCAUUGACGGAGCCAAACGAAAAGUUUACUGAUAUUAAAAUUUUAAUUUGGUCAUUAGAAAACCCCUCGGCGCCAAAAAUCAUUUUAAAAUCAAAAGCCAAGGGGACUGUGGAAACUCUGUCUUAUUGCCCGUAUAACGACAGUGAAAAUCGUACUAUUGUUGUCGGCGGUCUCUCCAAUGGUCAAAUUUUGAUCUGGGAUCUAGGAAUAACCAAUAUUAAUAGUGAUGAAAACGACCAAAAAGAGAUAUGGCCGUGCAUUCAUUCCGACGAACAGCAUUGCCAGAAAUCAAGUUUCAAAAGUAUCGAGUGGCUUGCAGCCAAUCAUCACAUUAACGAAACGGGACAGAUACAAGUUUUUCGGGGUCAAAAUGGCACCGACUUUUUAAAGGAUCCAAAUUUGCAAUUCGUCGCAGCAAGCCAAGAUAUGACGAUUUCCUUUUUCGAUCUCAAGUGGCAGCCAAGCCGUGGCGUUAAAGAGAUAAAUAAAAAGGAUGUUAAAGACUUAGGUACUUUUAACGAGGAAUCGCCGUAUUACAAACUCAACGGAAUCUGGCGGCCAGUAUUCAAAGUAUUUGUAAAUUUUCAAAUCACUACCAUGUGUUGCAUAUUUGUUCCCGUGCAACCAGAACUCAAAUCCAACAUGGACAUCGAUUUUUUUUUAAAAAAUAGCGAGUGGACCGAAGAUCCGUUUCAAUCUCAAAAGUUUACCAAAAACAUAUUUAAUUACGAGUGGCAAUUGGAGGAGAGCAAAGUGAAAAAUCAUUACGCCUGCUACGAGAACAACAAAAAUACUCUCAAAUCCGACAAAGUCGGGGACUCGAGCGGCAACGACGACAACGACGACGAUACGAAAGUAAAAUUAGUGAGACCGAAAAUGUUUAUUGGUACGGAGGACGGCAGGCAUCUUUACGUAACGUGGCAAGGUUUCCAUACCGACGUCAUCAAUUCGCAGCAUUGUAAAAUAGUGUACGAGUAUCCCGAGGAGAAACCCGAUAAACCGAGGCCGGUGACGCACGCAAUACGCUCGCCUUUUUUUCACGACAUCUUGCUCACCAUCAAUGGGGAAAAAGUCUACAUAUGGCGAGUGGAUAACCCACUGCCGUGCUUCGAAUACAAUAACGAGAUGAACCCGAACAUAACUUACACCUCAGGAUGCUGGGACAGAAGAGAUGCCAGCGUGAUAUUGCUCGGCACGUCGAACGGUGACAUUGAAAUUUUGGAUCUAAAAAUCCAACAGGACAUCUUGAAAUGCUCGAUUCCGAAGCAGAUAAAGUGGAAGAAGAUCGUCAACACCGUUAUACUGGGCGAGAUCACGGGAUUCUAUCCGCAUGCGAUACCUCUGCAACCGUUAGUCAUCGUCGUGAGCGACGUCAAGGGAGGCCUGAAAAUUUACAAAGCCAAGGGAAAGAAAUAUCGCGUCCUAAAAGAGAUCGUCGAUUACGGCACGCGCAACGAGCGCGUACUGCGCGAGCUCGAGAUAAACGACAAGGAAUGGCUGCGAGAAUUCAUUAACGGACGGACGAGCGAUGUGCUCAUAAAACAACUGAACGACAAAUUCGAGGAGUCGAUGGGCGAACAAUGA
Molecule: messenger RNA, 2109 nt
Organism: Trichogramma pretiosum
Lineage: Eukaryota; Metazoa; Arthropoda; Insecta; Hymenoptera; Trichogrammatidae
Product: WD repeat-containing protein 63-like
Exons: 8
Coding region: 1-2109 (702 amino acids)
Biological process (GO): inner dynein arm assembly; cilium movement involved in cell motility
Cellular component (GO): inner dynein arm
Molecular function (GO): dynein heavy chain binding; dynein light chain binding
Source: RefSeq, a predicted model, not a curated record